Molecule: messenger RNA, 2771 nt
Organism: Juglans microcarpa x Juglans regia
Lineage: Eukaryota; Viridiplantae; Streptophyta; Magnoliopsida; Fagales; Juglandaceae
Product: serine/threonine-protein kinase BLUS1-like
Biological process (GO): protein phosphorylation
Molecular function (GO): protein serine/threonine kinase activator activity; ATP binding; protein kinase activity
Source: RefSeq, a predicted model, not a curated record
ACGCACCUCUCUCGCCCGCUCGUUCGCUCCAUCUCCCAUCCCAACUUCCCAAGCAAGGAGUCCAAUCUCUCUCUAUCUACUUACCUUCCUCUCAUAGCGGUCAACGACUCCGUACUGCACCAAAACAGCCCGUGAAUACUACUGAAUUCUCAGGGCCAUAGAGAUUGAGAGACUGGUUUUCCAAGGGCUUUGAAGAGCGGUUUUCGACCUGUUUAGGCGGUUUCACGAGCGGCUUUGGUUGAGGCAUGGGGAGGAUGGGGAAUAAUCAGAGGACUUAUUCGGCGAAUCCCAGUGACUACAAGCUUCUCGAAGAGGUUGGGUACGGUGCGACCGCUACGGUUUACAGAGCAAUCUAUCUUCCGCUCAACGAAGUCGUGGCCGUCAAGUGCUUGGAUCUCGAUCGCUGCAAUAGCAAUCUGGACGACAUACGCAGGGAGGCUCAAACAAUGAGUUUAAUAGAUCAUCCAAAUGUUGUUAGAGCAUAUUGUUCAUUUGUUGUCGAACGGAACCUUUGGGUGGUCAUGCCAUUCAUGGCAGAAGGCUCUUGUUUGCACCUCAUGAAGAUAGCAUAUCCAGAUGGGUUUGAAGAAGCUGCUAUUGGUUCUAUACUUAAGGAAACUUUGAAGGCUUUGGAGUACCUUCAUCGACAAGGACAUAUUCAUAGGGAUGUUAAGGCUGGAAACAUAUUACUUGAUAGUAAUGGGAUGGUAAAGCUUGCCGACUUUGGUGUAUCGGCUUGCAUGUUUGAUACAGGUGAUAGACAACGUUCAAGAAAUACUUUUGUAGGGACUCCAUGCUGGAUGGCACCAGAGGUGUUGCAGCCAGGAAGUGGAUACAAUUCCAAGGCUGAUAUUUGGUCAUUUGGUAUAACAGCACUUGAGUUGGCCCAUGGUCAUGCACCAUUUUCUAAAUAUCCUCCAAUGAAGGUUCUCCUGAUGACCAUACAGAAUGCCCCUCCUGGUCUUGAUUAUGAUCGUGAUAAAAAGUUCUCUAAGUCAUUUAAAGAAAUGGUUGCAAUGUGUCUGGUGAAAGAUCAAACAAAGAGGCCAACGGUGGAGAAAUUAUUGAAACACUCAUUUUUCAAGCAAACAAAGCCUCCAGAACUUUCUGUGAAAAAAUUAUUUGCUGACUUGCCACCCCUUUGGAACCGUGUAAAAGCCCUCCAGCUUAAAGAUGCAGCACAACUAGCUCUAAAGAAAAUGCCUUCUGCAGAACAAGAGGCAAUAUCACAGAGUGAGUACCAGCGAGGAGUUAGUGCCUGGAACUUUGAUGUUGAGGAUUUAAAAGCACAAGCAUCACUGGUGCGAGAUGAUGAUGAUGAUGAUGAUAUACCAGAGAUGAGGGAAGAAGACGAAAGCAUAAAAUAUUUGGCUCGCAAGAAGGACUCAACUGAUAGCCAUUCCAAUUUUGCAAAAUUGAAUUUAAACAAUGAAUUGGCACAGCCUGAGCACAGAGGACAAACCAGUGGUGCAGAAUUACCGCAUGUUGACUACUUGAAUGGAAAAGGAAAAAAUUUGGGAAGUGAUUUACUGGAAUCUGGAUGCGAAGAGAAAGUUGGUUCGAAGAAAAAUGGUUCAAGCACUGAGGCGUCAUCAUCUAUGUCAGAAAAGGACUUGUUACUGGCCAAGACUAAAGCUCAAAUGGCGAAAAGUCGUCAAACUCAGAGUGGCCCACUCAUGCAUGGUACUGUGCUUAGUCAUUCAUUAUCAGAGAGAAGGCGAAGCUCGGAAAGGAGUGAGAAUGAAAUUCAACCAUGUACUGAGAAAGCUUACCGUGAAGUACGUCGGGCACCAAGCUUUAGCGGUCCUUUGAUGCUUCCAAACCGAGCUUCAGCAAACAGUUUAUCAGCUCCAAUAAAGCCUUCUGGAGGAUUUAGAGAUUCUUUGGAUGACAAGUCAAAGGCUAAUCUGGUGCAAAUUAAGGGACGAUUUUCAGUAACAUCAGAGAAUUUAGAUCUUGUAAAGGAUAUUCCAUUAAGUACAGUUGCACGUCGGUCUUCUCAGGGUUCUCCACUAAGAAAGUCUGCUAGUGUUGGUGAUUGGACGUUUGAAUCUAAACAAAUGCCUGCUAAUCAGUCACCAAAGGAGUUUAGCAACAGCAGUUUACCUGCAUCACUUCUUAUGCCUCACCUUCAGAAUCUAUCUCAGCAGACUGCAAUUCAACAGGAGCUUAUUAUGAACUUGUUGAAUAGCUUGCAACCUCCUGAGACAGCGGAUGCUGCUCAAAAUGGAAAGUUGCCCCUGCCACGCAGUUCAGAGAACAAUGGAAUUAUUGAAGCAGCAGCUUCUGAGAGGGAGCGUUUACUACUUUUCAAGAUCUCAGAGCUUCAAGCUAGGAUGAUCAAUUUGACUGACGAGCUCACCGCUGAAAAGUUAAAACACACGCAAUUGCAACAACAGCUAAGUGCUGUAUCCGGUCAGGAAGAAAAUGGGGACAGGAGGGAAGGGGAUGUUUGAAAGUCAAAAUCUCUGGUCAGUGUAAGCUAAAAUAAUCAAGUAUAUCCAGUCAAGAGCUGUAAAUCAUAUGCAAUAAGUGUUUGCCUACCUUCUUUUUUGUGCGAGAAAGGGACUGUUUUGGCUGUUGACGGCCAUGGGUAGAAGCGAGGUCUGGCAAUCAAUGUGGUUGGAUCUCUUUUGCCACAAUGUUUAACAAGUUUCUUUGAAGAUUUCAGCCGCCAAAUAUGAUGAGCACAACUUCUGCUCUUAUUCAAAUUAACACAAUCUCCUCUCCGGCAAUGUCAUGUCGUAGUUUGGAAUUUGGUAGUUGAUUCU